Phaeodactylum tricornutum CCAP 1055/1 is the source of this 669-nucleotide messenger RNA. RefSeq lists its product with no specific name. The transcript is spliced from 2 exons. Lineage: Eukaryota; Bacillariophyta; Bacillariophyceae; Surirellales; Neidiaceae. The record is from RefSeq and is a predicted model, not a curated record. Gene Ontology annotation, cellular component: cytoplasm. Bases 1 to 669 code for a protein of 222 amino acids.
AUGGCACCCUUUCUAUCCAUCUGUCGUCUCCUCUUCGUCCCUCUCAUGUCUUUCACCUUGAUUGACCUCGCCAACAAACCUGCGGAGUUCGAAACAAAAUACGCGACAGUUAGCGAUGAGCGAUCCAAGGUACCACUUCUAGAGCACAACGGCAAGAUUAUCAUUGAAAGUGAAGUAGUAGCCAAGUACGUGGCUGUGAAUAUUGUUGGUAAAAACGAUAUCGACUUGUUGGGCGACGACAGCGAAGUUGAGGGAUUUUUAAAAGUAUGGCAGCCGGUGCAGCUUGCCUUCACCAAUACACUCAGAGCGAAGAACGACGACGAAGUUAAGGUGGCAAUCGACUCAUUUUUUCAAUCUAUUGAAGAACUGGAAAAUUACUUGGACCCGACAACUGUAUUCGUCUGCAAAUCCUUCUCGCUGGCCGAAUGCCUUGUCGCUCCUUGGGUGCACAGAAUGUUUCUGACCUUGGAGCAUUUUCGAAAUAUAAAACUUGGCAACAUGCUCACGCCGUAUCCACGUACAGCUCUCUGGAUGACAGCAGUCCGUGAUCGCCCAUCGGUACAGGCUAGUGCAAUUCCGAUGGAUAAGCUUCUGCCUUCGUAUCGAAAAUUCUUCGUGACGUACGUGACACCAGGCGCACCUGCUGCCUCGGCUGAAAGUGCACUGUAA